Paralichthys olivaceus (Japanese flounder) is the source of this 5305-nucleotide messenger RNA. Lineage: Eukaryota; Metazoa; Chordata; Actinopteri; Pleuronectiformes; Paralichthyidae. The record is from RefSeq and is a predicted model, not a curated record.
ACCAGGGGGAGCUGAUGUUGAAGAAAGUGUCCGACCAGACAGACAGGGACAUGAUCCAGGAGCCGCUCACCGAGCUGCGCCACCUCUGGGAGAACCUGGGUGAUAAAAUUACCCAGAGACAGCACAAGCUGGAGGCUGCCCUGCUGGCUCUGGGUCAGUUCCAGCACGCCCUGUCUGAGCUGCAGGCCUGGCUGAGCCACACACACACCACCCUGGACACACAGCGACCAGUCAGCUCUGACCCCAAGGCCAUCGAGAUCGAGCUGGCCAAACACCACGUUUUGCGUAAUGAUGUGCUGUCCCAUCACGCCACGGUGGAGAACGUGACCUGCGCUGCCACUGAGCUGCUGGAGUCCUCGCCCGGCGAUGAGGCCAGUCACCUGAGGGAUCAGCUGGAAAAGCUCAACCAGAGCUGGGAGAGCCUCCUGCUCAAGACACAGGAGCGGCAGAAACUACUGGAGGCUGCGCUGCAGCAGGCUGAAGGUUUCCACGGUGAGUUGGAGGAGUUCCUCCAGUGGCUGAGGAGGACGGAGAGCCAGCUGUCUGCCGCCAAACCGACAGGCGGUCUGCCCGAGACGUCCAGGGAGCAGCUCCAGCAACACAUGGAGCUUCAGGCUCAGCUGACUCAGCGAGGGGACCAGUACCAUCGCCUGCUGGAUCAGGGGGAGUCUAUGCUGCUGGCCCGAGGAGGAGAGGACGCAGGACCCGGUACCACCCAGACCCAGCAGAACCUGGCCAUGCUGCAGAACAAGUGGGGCAGCCUCAACACCAAGAUGGAGGACCGCAGGGGAAAACUGGAGGAGGCUGUUUCCUUGGCAACAGGUUUCCAGACGUCCUUGCAGGACACCAUCAACUGGCUGACCCAGGCUGAGCAGACCCUGAACAUGGCACAGCCCCCGAGCCUCAUCCUGGACACUGUCCUCUUCCAGAUCGAUGAGCACAAGGUAUUUGUGAACGAGGUGAACACCCACAGAGAGCAGGUCCUGGCCCUGGAGAAAGCCGGCUCUCAGCUUCGCUUCGCCAGCCUGAAGCAGGAUGUGGUGCUCAUCAAAAACCUGCUGCUCAGCGUCCAGGCGCGCUGGGACAAGCUGGUGCAGAGGUCACUGGACCGCGGCCGACACCUGGAUGAGGCCCGCAAACGAGCCAAACAGUUCCACGAGGCGUGGAGGAAGCUGACUGACUGGCUGGAAGAAGCUGAGAAAAGACUGGACUCAGAGCUGGAGAUCUCCAACGAGCCGGACAAGAUCAAAAUACAACUGACCAAACACAAGGAGUUUCAGAAAGCUCUGGGCUCAAAGCAGCCAGUCUACGACACCACAGUGAGGUCUGGGAAGGCCAUGAGGGACAAGGCUCAGCUGCCUGCAGACACCCAGAGACUGGAUCACCUGGUGGGAGAGGUGCGAGACAAGUGGGACACCGUCUGCGGAAAGAGCGUGGAGAGACAACACAAGCUGGAGGAAGCCCUGCUGUUCUCAGGUCAGUUUGCGGAGGCUCUCCAGGCUCUUGUUGACUGGCUGUACCGAGUCGAACCUCAGCUGGCUGAAGAUCAGCCCGUCCACGGAGACCUGGAUCUCGUGUCCAACCUCAUGGACUCACAUAAGAGUUUCCAGAAAGAGCUGGGGAAGAGAACUGGCAACAUUCAGGCUCUGAGGCGUUCGGCUCGGGAUCUGAUAGAGACGGGUCGCGAUGACACGGCCUGGGUCAAAGUUCAGCUGCAGGAGCUGAGCAACCGCUGGGAUACAGUGUGUGCCCUGUCAGUCACCAAGCAGACCCGCCUCCAGCUGGCGCUCAAACAGGCGGAGGAGUUCCGUACGGCGGUGCAGGUGCUCCUGGAGUGGCUCUCAGAGGCGGAGCAGACGCUUCGUUUCCGCGGCGUCCUUCCGGAGGAGGCGGAGACUCUGCAGGCGUUGCUGCACACCCAUCGUGACUUCAUGGGCACCGUGGAGGAGAAGAGGGGGGACGUCAACAAGGCUGCUGGCAUGGGAGAGUCCAUCCUGACUCUGUGUCACCCAGACUCCAUCACCACCAUCAAACACUGGAUCACCAUCAUCAGGGCGCGUUUUGAGGAGGUGCUGACGUGGGCUAAACAGCACGAGCAGCGGCUGGAGACGGCUCUGACCGAAGUGCUGAACAACGCCAACCUGCUGGAGGAGCUGUUGUCAUGGCUACAGUGGGCCGAGACCACGUUGGUCCAGAGAGACGCAGACUCGCUUCCUCAGGACAUCGCACAACUCAAAUCGCUCAUCACAGAGCAUCAGACGUUCAUGGAGGAGAUGACGAGGAAGCAGCCGGACGUGGACAAAGUGACAAAGACGUACAAAAGAAAACCAGCGGAGCCUCACAGCAGCCUGUCGGAGAGGAGAGGAGCUCGCAAACAGCAGCAGCAGCAGCAGCAGCAGCAGCAGGCAGCCAUGCAGCUUUCAGGAGGAAACCCCAGACUCAACCAGCUCUGUGCCCGGUGGCAGCAAGUGUGGCUGCUGGCUCUCGACCGUCAGCGCAAACUCAACGAUGCACUGGACCGACUGGAGGAGCUCAAGGAGUUCGCCAACUUUGACUUCGACGUGUGGAGGAAGAAGUACAUGCGCUGGAUGAACCAUAAGAAGUCUCGCGUCAUGGAUUUCUUCAGACGCAUCGACAAGGACCAAGAUGGAAAGAUCACGCGGCAGGAGUUUAUCGACGGGAUCCUGGCCUCAAAGUUUCCCACCAGUAAGCUGGAGAUGACCGCAGUGGCCGACAUCUUCGACAGAGAUGGAGACGGUUACAUCGACUACUACGAGUUUGUCGCUGCUCUUCACCCCAACAAAGACGCGUACAGACCGACCACUGACGCAGACAAGAUCGAGGAUGAGGUGACUCGUCAGGUGGCUCAGUGUAAAUGUGCCAAGAGGUUCCAGGUGGAGCAGAUCGGAGAAAACAAAUACCGGUUCUUCCUCGGAAACCAGUUUGGCGACUCUCAGCAGCUGCGUCUGGUCAGGAUUCUGCGCAGCACGGUGAUGGUGAGAGUCGGAGGCGGUUGGAUGGCUCUGGACGAGUUUCUGGUCAAAAAUGAUCCAUGCAGAGUGCAACAUCCAGGACUUAAGAUUCUCCGCUCCGACUCCAGUAGCUCCAUCUCAUCUCGUAUAGCUCGUGGGCGAACCAACCUGGAGCUGAGGGAGAAGUUCAUCCUUCCUGAAGGAGCGUCUCAGGGCCUGGCCGCCUUCCGCUCCCGGGGACGACGCUCGAAGCCGGGCUCCAGAAACGCCUCCCCCACCCGCUCCUCCUCCUCUGCCUCCCACAGCGGCGCCUCCCUCCCCUCUGCUCCCUCCACCCCUGCCACACCGACGGCCUCCGCGUCCUCCAGGUCCUCCCAUACUCACUCGCGUGACUAUGCCAAGCCCUGGCUGGCUCACAGUAAAACUCCAACGCCAACCAAGUGCCACUGCUGCCCAGAUCUGGGUCUCGGCCACACCACUCCUGGGCACGAGGGGGCGGCGUCGGGAUCCAAACUGAAGAGGCCGACCUUCCACUCGAGCCGCGGAUCGUUGACCGGAGAGAACGGAGGAACGACACACGGCUGCAAACCAGGACGAUCCGAUCCAAAGCGAGGUGCCAGUGGUCCGACCAGCCGAGCCGGCAGCCGGGCGGGCAGCCGAGCCAGCAGUCGGCGCGGCAGUGAUGCCUCGGACGCAUCCGAGCUCCAGGACGCUCGCUCCGUCUGCUCCGACACCUCAGACACCCCGAGACGACCCGGCAGCGGCGCCAAACCCUCCAAGAUCCCCACCAUCUCCAAGAAGACCCCCAGCCCAAAGACCCCGGGGUCUGCAAAGAAAUAACAGCAGGGAAAAGAAAAACUGGAUUACACCCCCGUCACAGAGGGUGGACUGCUGUCAUCGGCCAUCUUGGGUUCACCCGCUCUUCCACAUCCAUCCGUGGGGCUUGUUUUGAAUCUCUGCACUUUGACUGACAUCAGGAGAAAGGAGGAGACGGAGGAGACGUUCUUCUCUUUCUUUCCCCGUUCUGAGAACCAUGUCUGAAAAUAAGAACCAAGAGGAAAAAGGUUCUGGUCUGACGUCUCAGUCCAGAGUCUGUGGGGGCCAAACCCACUUUCCCUCUAAGAAGCGACUCCAGUUUGCCUUCCAGUCUCCUGCUUCCUCUUCCAUGACUUCCCCACCAGCGUGGAAUCGAACACCGACUGACAUGACGUGAUGCUGCCUUACUUUCACACUUGUAUCCCGCUCAUACAGAGCGACACAGAAAGUCUUUAAACUGCUUUACACCACACUGACACACAGAUACACACAUUGUAACUCAGAGGCGGGGCAGGGAGCGGGACACACCACCGCCACCACCACCACCGCCGCCACCACCGCCACGGCUAUGAAAACAAAGAGGAGCUCAAAUGUCCUUCAGGAAAAAAGAGAAGAAUUGUGGGUUAUUAUUUUGGCUUGUGGGCCAGAUGCCUCAGCGAUGAGUUAAAAAAGAAAAUAUGCAACGACCGCCCUGUCGCUUCCUCUGGCGAGAAAAAGCGUCACCUCAGCAGAUGGGAAGCAAACCACAUGUGGGGAGCUCAGGAGGUGGGAAACACACACCGGGCCGACCUCAGGCUCGGAGGAUCGGUGGCGGUGGCGGUGGUGAUGACGGUGGCGGUGCUGCUACAGCUGAGGGCAAACAAUCGCACACUCAAACACCGCAGAGCUGACUCCUCCCGACCGCUGGAACGUUAAAUCCGGACCCGUGUGUGCAUCUCAGCGAAGGGCGGCGUGGUUCAGUCGCACGUCGAUGCAACGAUCUGACGCAAAAAUCACAAACUGGCAAUAGAAGGACUGUUUCCAAGGAGACAAACUCAUCUAACAGCACAUUAACCCGUGUUCACGGACUUCAACUACCAGCAUGCACUAGUCGUCUCUUCCUCUGCAGUUCCACCUUAAUGUCCACACUGCGUUGCCCUUAGCAACCCAGCUGCACACACACACACACACACACACACACGUUAAGGGAUGUGCGUCACGUGUGUCUUUGUUAAAUAACUACGAGAGGUCAUUGACUCGAGUCGCUGUAUGCAAACAUUUUAAUUUGCGAAUGUCCUUUUUCUCCUGGUUGUUUUCUGGUUAAUUUAUAAUCCAGUUGUAUUUUUGUUUUCUAGCUUGAGAGAAGAAUCUAUUUAUUUUUCAGUUUCAUGUCAUAUCGGCGUCGGCGAAAAGAGCGAUGGUGAAAGAAUUUAUGAUUUUUGUACCGAGGAAAAGAUUCACUCCGCUCCGACCUUAUUUGUGUGUGUUUCUACGUCAUUGUGACGUCGCACCGAUCACUAGGUCUCUGACUCUAGUGG